Messenger RNA from Postia placenta MAD-698-R-SB12, 1359 nucleotides. RefSeq lists its product as hypothetical. NCBI's taxonomy places the organism in Eukaryota, Fungi, Basidiomycota, Agaricomycetes, Polyporales, Adustoporiaceae. Gene Ontology annotation, molecular function: guanyl-nucleotide exchange factor activity. The transcript is spliced from 3 exons. Bases 1 to 1359 code for a protein of 452 amino acids. Gene Ontology annotation, cellular component: cytoplasm. The record is from RefSeq and is a predicted model, not a curated record.
AUGAACCCGCUCCUCCCACUCCCGCUCCCAACCCCGCCGCCAGGUCUCCGUCCCGCCCCGCAGCUCUUUGGCUGGGGCCUCGGGGACGCAGGACAGCUUGGGCUAUCCCUGGAUCUGGCUGAGAACAUUCCCAUCAUUCGUAAACCAAGGUGCAACCGUUACGUAGAACAGAAGAUGGCGGAGAACGCGCUUGGUGGCGUUGGUGCGGGACUAGAGACGGUCGCCGCAGGCGGGAUGCACUCGCUCAUGGUAGAUGAAACGGGAACGGUGUGGUCAUGCGGCGCGAACGACAAUGCUGCGCUCGGCCGAGUCACCAUACACACGACCGAUCCUGCAGAACCCUCCCGAAUAUUGGAAAUAGACGAGUCCACACACCUGCCGAACACUGUGCCCGUACCCAUUCAAAGCCUCGUCAAUGAGCGCUUUCGUGCGGUCAAAGUGGUCGCGGGCGACAGCAUCUCCGCCGCAAUCAGCGACACGGGCGCGCUGCGCGUCUGGGGCACCUUCCGAGGCGAACAAGGCCCCGUGGGCUUCUCCCCCAACACAAUGCACCAGUUCACACCCACCCUCCUUCCCGCCCUCGCAGGUGUGAAGAUCGUCGCCGCCGCCGCAGGGAACGACCACCUGCUCCUGCUCACGGCGCAGGGCAGCGUGUACACGAUGGGCUCGGGCGCGCACGGCCAGCUCGGCCGGCGCGUGCUCGACUGGCACAGAGCGCACGGGACCGCGCCGCGCCGCAUCGUGCUCGGGCGCGUCACCCAGCCCGCCGUCGCGGUCGGCGCGGGGGAGAACCACGCCUUCGCCGUCGACGCCGCGGGGACGGUCUGGGGGUGGGGCAUCAACGCCAGAGGCCAGACAGGCACGGGCUACCGCGGCGCUGCCGACCAGGUCGUCGCGGCGCCGCGCAGGGUGCGGCGCCUGGACAGGGCGGCGCUGGGCGGGGCGACGGUCGUCCAGAUCGCGGGCGGGAGCCACCACACGCUGUUCCGCACGUCGGACGGGCGGGUGUACGCGUGUGGGAUCGCGGACGAGGGGCAGCUGGGCCUCGCAGACGACGAUCCUGCGUUCGCGGACCGCGCGUUCCCCGGCUUCCUCCCUGAGCCGGCGCGUGUGGCGUUCCCAGACGCGGAUGACCCGGUCGUGCACAUAGCUUGCGGCACGAACAACAACCUGGCUAUCACUAGAGAUGGCGCGAUGUACGCGUGGGGUAGACAGGUAGUCGGCGAGCUUGGCUUAGGGCAUGACGAGGACGUGAAGACGCCCACUGUCGUCGUGAGACGAGUAGGCAACUCGUGGGCUGCUGUCGACGCUGCGUGUGCAGGACAGCAUGCGCUCGCUCUACUCCGUAGACGAACGUGA